Molecule: messenger RNA, 592 nt
Organism: Hyalella azteca
Lineage: Eukaryota; Metazoa; Arthropoda; Malacostraca; Amphipoda; Hyalellidae
Product: vegetative cell wall protein gp1-like
Exons: 3
Source: RefSeq, a predicted model, not a curated record
UUUAAUGUCCAAUUUUAAACGAAAUAUUCAAUGAACUAUUUCUUCAGGACAAAAUUUACCGUCGAUUAAAAAAUUAAAGUUGAUUAGUAUAGAAAAAAUGCCUUUGAAGCUCGGUGUCCGACUGAAAAAUAAUCAAUCUGAGCUCGGAUCCAAGCUUCCGUUCUCGGGCAAAGGCCACAAAGUCUCCGACUCUCCCCCGACUCCGGACCCACCAACAAUUUCUGUCCCCCGGAGUCCUGAGCCACAUCAGGAUCAACAAAUCCCUUCGCCAGAAAUUCCUGGUCCAGCAGCCCCAUUUGAGGGUUUCGCUAAUCCAGGAACCGCAUUGUGUCCUCCCAAGGAGUCUCCGACAUCAUCGACUCGCUCCAGCCCUGACAGAUCAGGCAACGGCACCGCACGCAUUAACAUGACGCCGCCCCCCCUCCCCGCUGAUGAGUGCAUCCCCCUCCUACCCUCGGAAGGAGCGCGAUCGCGACGCACGAACUUGCCCCGCUACGAGCCGACCGACUGGGACGACGCGCUGCCUUACGGCGGCAAGGUAUACCUGGCGCGCAAGAAAAAACCUGACUCGUGGCCUUGCAUCGCUCUACAG